AAAUGUGGCGAUGGGGAACUGUGUAUGGUUGAGCGAACUCAUGCCAAGUACAGGUCAAGAUGUGCCAAUAUUUCGAUUUGUUCGGCGUAUAAUCCAAGUUCAAUUCACUGUGUCGAAUGUUGCAAUAACGACUACUGCAAUGGACGUAGAUGCGGGGAUGAAGUCAUGCAGUAUUGAGGAAUUUGGAUGGCUUGAUCACACACACUUCAAGCUUGGGUGUGUUGAUUCAACGUGCAGCGAUAUUGGUAACGGAUUGCCAAGCUGCAAAUCCUGUUGUGAUCAGGACUUUUGUAACACCAAUUGCACACAACACCAGUCCAUAGGAAUACUCGAUAUGCUGUGCCAGACGCGCGGAGAGGCGUUUACACAUCGAAGUAGUUUAAGACGGCAUUUGCGCACCCAUGCAGGCCUUGCGAUAUAUCACUGCUGUGGAAAAGCCUUCCAGACCAUCUUAAACGGCACUGAGCGACACAUCACGAGGGGCCAAAGAAUCACGUAUGUACAACAUGUGGAAGGUCAUACGCAACGAGGCAUCAACUGGCCGCCCACGAAAGGUCAGAGAACAGUAACAAAGAAACUGUGA
Messenger RNA from Dreissena polymorpha, 583 nucleotides. RefSeq names its product zinc finger protein 81-like. NCBI's taxonomy places the organism in Eukaryota, Metazoa, Mollusca, Bivalvia, Myida, Dreissenidae. The record is from RefSeq and is a predicted model, not a curated record. The coding region runs from base 11 to 583 and encodes 190 amino acids. The transcript has 7 exons.